Messenger RNA from Phytomonas sp. Hart1, 6768 nucleotides. The record is from the annotation of a GenBank genome assembly. Lineage: Eukaryota; Euglenozoa; Kinetoplastea; Trypanosomatida; Trypanosomatidae.
AUGCAGCAGCGGGUGCGCGAGACGAUCUUCGCGCACGUCUGGUCCGCCCUCGACUCCCUGCAGGAGCGCAAAGGCGUCGGCAAGGACCCUUCACGCGGGGGGGAGGGCAGGGUGGUGCUGAAAUAUACCCUCGAUCACGCCCUUCGGGAGCGGCAAAAAGAGCUGUCAAACGCCUCCUUCUCGCCCGAGGGCAGCCCGCGCGCGGGGAAGAACGGGGUCUCGCCCACCAAGACGGACAAAGGGUCCUCGCGGAAAAGCUUUCUCGAGAUGGAGGACGGGGGGCCGGUGGAGAUCCUCACGAGCCCGAACGAGGCCGGGGGCUAUCUCGACCCCGAACACCUCCACAACCUCGCCAAACGCAUCACACGGCGGGAGGUGUUGAGCCUGCGCGUGGUGCGGAGCGUGGUGAAGGCCGCCACGACACUCAUGACGGGGCUCCCGGUCGUUCGCCACAUAACCAUCCCUCAGCGAGGGGAUUUGGUCAUCGUCGGCGACCUUCACGGGCAGCUGGGGGAUUUGCUCUAUAUUUUAGACCUCAUGGGGCAGCCGGGGCCACGGCGGUAUUACUUAUUUAACGGGGAUUUCGUCGAUCGCGGGAAGUACGGGUGCGAGGUCGCGGUCUACAUCUUCGCGUUGCUGUGCACCUAUCCCCAGUACGUCUUUUUGAACCGCGGCAACCAUGAGGAUUAUCGCAUUAACUCCGAGUACGGCUUUCUUUCGGAGCUUUGUAUUAAGUAUAACCUGGAGGCCUCGGGCAUUCACGAUCUUUUUCUGGAAAGUUAUUGCGUGAUGUCGCUCUUGACGGUGGUGGACAACCGCGUCGCGAUCGUGCACGGGGGCGUGCCAAGGGAGCCGUGCACGCUGAUGGAGAUCGAGGCCAUCGGGCACGUUCGGGAUAUCCCCGUCGUGGAGCAAACCACGCGUAAUGAGCGCAUUUUGGUGGAUCUUUUGUGGAAUGACCCCGUGGAGAAGUAUCGCUCGCGGGCGCUCGGCCCGGAGCAUCAGGGAAAGUACUGGCGCAGCAGCAAGCGCGGGUGCGGGGUGGAAUACCUUUCCAACAUCACCGAACUCUUCCUCAAGCUCAACAACCUGGAGCUGGUGAUUCGCUCGCACGACGUGAAACUUUCCGGUUUCGAGAUCAUCCACAGCAACAAGUGUAUUACAAUUUUCAGCUCCUCGAACUAUGGCGGGGUCUCGGGAAAUCGUGGGGCGGUGGCGGUGAUCAAUAAGGAGGCCAAACAGCCCGUAUUCCACACGUGGUACUUACGCGAGGACACCGAGGCGAAGGCUUUUGAUACCGGACUUUCCGUCGACUCGUACUUGGGGACGCAAAAAGACAAUUCUAAAGAAUCCGCCCCGCCGAACGGCGAUGGCGAGGGUGGGGUGUCCGACCAGGAAGCCCCGAAGCCGUCUCUGAAGUUGCCGGAAUCACGCGGGCGGGACAUCCUUUUUUACACCGACGAGUUUAUUCGAGCGUUUUAUGGGGAAUGUCUGAAUUUCGUUCAAUCCUCAUCCGAUGAUGGGAACCCCGACCACAGCCCUCUCGAGGGCGGCGAUGGCGGGAAUGGCAUAACCGACAAGGCCACCUCGUUGGGGCCCAUAUCGCAAACCUCGUUAGUGGAGUCCGGCGACGAUCCCGCUUCUUGUAAUACCAUCGACAUUGGGAUUCAGCUUGAGAAUUCUUUGCAAUUACAACUUCGUGUGGUGAAUGAGCUUCGCGAUCUGGUCUUCUGCAAUCGCUAUGCCCUCCUGUCCGCCUUUUCCAGCGUGGAUGAGCAGCACCUGGGCUUUAUCUACAAGGUCGAGUGGUGCACCAUUAUGAAUGAUGUGCUCUGUUUGGAUCUCCCGUGGUAUUACCUCGCCCAGUUUCUCACCCCACGUCUGGAAGUCGACGGCGUGCCUUGCAUCGAGUACGCGCGCUUUCUUUACCACUUCGACGCCCUUUUUUCGGCGGAUUACCGGCCCUGUUGGCAGCGUUUUAUGAUUCGCCGCAUUUUCAGCACCCUGGACUUGCCGGACGACGUCGUUGCGGUUUUUCUUCACGACAGCAAAAACGACGUCUUUCCUCAAAAACAGGACUCGCGGGUCAGCUCCUGCACCGAUAGCCUGAACGAGAGUGUGCUGAUAGUAGAACCCGUUCUCACCUCCUCCUCGAGACAUUUCACGAAUACGGAAGGCAGUCCCCUUGUCCAACGUCCCCAAGGAUCCUUCAAAUCCAUCUUCGGCACCUCCCAUGAGCGGAAUUUAUCCUUUUCGGCCCCCAGUUCCGAGGUGUUGUCCUCCUCGGAGGGGUAUCGGCGCAGUCAGCUUCAGUUUCCCUUGUUUAAUCAAGCCCACGAGGCCUUUGUGAAUGCAAACUGGUGGCGCGAGAUUCUGAUCGACUUCAAAACCUUCGCGACGAAGCUACGCACCCUCUCCCCGGUUUCCGCGGCCCUUGAGGAUGACCACAUGGUGGGUUUGUUCACCUUUUUCGACUUAAACAGCACCGGCCAUGUCUUCCUCGGGACUUUGGUGGAUUACGUCCAGCGGGUCUUGCAGGAGUUUAGCGACGAAAGCGAAGAGGAGGUUGAGGAGCUCCACAGCGUGGAUGAGCUGGACUUCUCAUCGUUUACCAUGUACCAUGGGGACCGUUUGGAGGGGAACCCGCCGUCCACAUCGAUUUUAGACAUCAAGGGAUCGCCGACAAAUGAUUCGCCGCGGCCGGGUUCACAGUUUUUGACCUCCGCUGGUCCUAAAGGAUGGAACUUGCUAAAAAAGAACGUUAAUAAAUUGCCACGUCCCCCUUCUUCCUCGUCGUUCUCCUCUAUUUCCAGCAAGGGCAGUGAUGGCGAUCAUGCCGACGACGUCAGGCUCGACAGCCCCAAGAGCGAGACUCCCAACGACCUGAAGGCCACCCUCGACGCGAAGGAAAAUUCCGCCCUGGCGUCUCGCACCGCUUCCACAUUUAUGGAAAAAGACUCAGAGGUCGAUCAGGCGCCGAAUUCUCUCACCAAAUCAACAAUCAUCAACACGAAAAGAAGGUCAUUUAUGGUGUCGAUCUCAGCCAACCCAAGUAAUAGCUUUUCAGAAGAUAACGACGCGAUACCAAAGGACUUGUUGAACAGCACUUCUGCACACCAAAAGGACGAAGCCCCUAAGAUCGAAAACACAACACGGUGCCCUUCUCAGGAUCUAGAUUUUCUCGAGGCGGACCCCCAUAGGUCUUCGGACGUCACUUCCGACAGCAUUCCCGUGAACCAUAUUUCCAAAGACGGUGUGGACUCAUUCUCGGGGGUUGAGAAGGGGCAGAUCCGCUUGGAAAGUAGUUUUAACUCACAAGAUAACGUAAAGCAUAAGUACAAGCCUACUAAGAGUGUACUCAAAAGCUCCAACGUCGCCAACACGACGGACGAUCUCAAAGAUAUCAAAGAUUCGACGAAGAAUUCUGAGACCGGAAUUUUCCCCUGGGUCUACUCUUCAUUCAUGUCUGCACUUCACAUACUCUAUAGCCGAGGGAACAUGCCUUUACGCCUUGAGUUCGCGUUUAACGUUUUUAACAAAUCCGGGAAUGGCCGGAUGUCCGAGGCGGAGUUCCCGGAGAUGGUGGGCUUCCUCAACAGUGUGAUUUUGAGCCCUAUAUCCGAUGAAAGGAUUAAUAUUCUUUUUCACUGCAUCCGAAAAAGGGCCUUUUCUUAUCUGAAGGCCCUUCAACUUGAGCAUGCCGCGAUGGUGCGGCUUGGGAGGGUGUUUGCAUCGCAAUCAUCGGGGUUGUUUGAGCGACUUCGGAAUAGUCAAUUGGUGGAGAUUACUUCCGAUGCCAAGCGAAUGCGCGAGGAAGAGGAGGCGGGAGGGGCAUUUAUCCUAAAGGAGGAAUUUAUCGCCUUCUUUAGCAUUAUUGCUAUUCGUACGACGGGGCCGGUGGAUUCUAGUUUUGGGGUACCCAGAAAGGAAUGCGAUAGUAUUGUUUUAAAGGAGUUCGACAUCGUUGAGUCCGGGCGAGGCGGGAAGUCCUGUCCCAACCUCAACCACGGAAGCCCCCAGUCCAAGCGGGUGUUAUCAUCGGAUGCACUAAUAAACCUGAAGCAAUGCAGCCAUAUGAAUAAUCCCGAAAGUAGUCUCGGCGCGCUUGUCGAGAAUCCGCAGAAGGAAGCCUCAAUGUCAUUUCUUUGUCGACCCUCCGGGGGCUCCCGUCCGACGAGGAUUGUUGGGGUUUAUCAUCAAAGAGUUCAGAGCCGCAUCACGUCACCACAAGAUUUUUGCAUUUCCGACUGUCCCCAUUCCCAGGGUGGCAAAGACGCGACCGUUCUUGUGCAGGAGAUACUGGAUCAGCUUCAGACACGGUUUGGCGCGCACAGGACAAUUGAAGACGUCCGUUCGGCCCUCCAAGGCCGCAAAAACACGGAAGUUUUCGCCGAGAACGUUUUUAAUCUGCCUCAAAUGCCUAACCAACAUAGCUCCUCCGCCCUGUUGGCGUCGAAUUCUCGGGUGUUACCAAGUUCAACCCCAGAAAGUACGCUUUCCCACAUAAGUUCCACAAAGAUGCUUGGGUCACAGUUGUCGGCAGAUCGUGGCCCGCUCGCCUUGGUUAAGUCAACCAAUUCGUCGUUUGGGCGAAGAGUGAGUUCGGUCUCUUCCUUAUCGGUGAACUCGAGUAUCAAGGUAUCCCCUGUGAAGUCCAUUUAUGGAAUCUCUAAUUCACAGUGGAACCUGUUAGAUGAUAAAGUGGAUUCGAAGAGGGGUUCGUUAUACAUGUCGGAUAACAUUGUCACUUCUGGCAAUGAGUUGUUUCGCUCAAGGUCUCGACAAUCGUUCCCUUUGGAGGCAUCCAAGUCGCGGCGUACUUCUGAGCAUUCUGACGACAUCAAAGCUUCCAAGACAGCCCGCCACAAAGACGAUUCGUACAUGAUUCCCGUAAAACUAAUCGAUAAACCGACAAGUGAGUCCGCUAUGAAGUCCAUCCAGUCCGUAUUCUCGACGCAGUCCGUCCCAUCCGACCAGAAAAGUAUCGCUUCCCCCUUUUGCAGUAGUUUAUUACGGCUGCAUUCACGGAGUGGGGUAUGGCUGAGUUCACCUCCCGUAGACCCCCUUUCCGGGCGCCCGAUAAAGGAGGGCGGGUCGUUCUAUAAUUCCAAUGUGAACUUAUUGAACAUGGAGGGGGUCCCUCUCUCCUGCUCCAGCAGGCGCCCGUAUUUGUUGAAUUCCGUCACCGAGCACGUGGUGACGACCCCGCACGAGGCCUUUCUCGCGCCCGAUAUGGGGGCGAUCGCUGUUGGGUCGGAUAAGCUCUCGUCGAUGAAAUUUAGAAACAUGGAGAACCCCUUGAUGGGGGGGAUUGGCGCCACCCCGGAGAAGUCCAUAUCUUUCUUGAGGCAGAUGGGAGAGAAGGGGGGGGUGAAGUACGCCACCCAAACGGGUCAGUCCUACCCCGCGCAAGGGAACUAUCUCAACCACAAACAAUCUGGCUUCUCCCCCAAUUGGAAGAACUCGAACAAGAAGGAGACGAGUAUUGAGGUUAAAAAAACCGCCGCUGCGCAGGCAAUGAGCGCUCUCGAACAGCGCUUGGCUACAGGGUCGCCUGGUUGUGGGAAAAAUAUCAGCGCCCCGGCGCGAAAAGGUCUUCCUCAUAUGGACUUCCCUGAGCAUGUACUACCCUCACCGCCUACCUCUAUCAAGGUCCCAGCACCUCCCAUGAAUGGCGACGGGCCCAACGGGGCGGCCAAAGUGCGGAUAAAAAAGAUAAAUACGACCUGCGCAAACACAACGUCGCGGCAACAUGCUUCCCAGCAAUCCGUACGAUUGAAGGGAGCGAAAACCCUGAAGGACGUCGAGAUUAUUCCACCCCCACAAUUGCCGAUCUCGACCAUCUCCAGACGGAAGAGUUCCCAGAUCAGCGCCUUACCGAUACGAACCUCACGGUCCGACAUCCCAAUUGACGAACCCAAGGUGGUAUUACUAGCGAACUCCCCUCCUCUUACAGGGACGGCGAUACAACAGAUGAUGGGAAACCACAACCGCGGCCAUGAAUCAGAGAAGAGCAGUACGAGUGCCAGCGAGCUCACGCACUCACGGCGACGACCUAAUAGGGGGACAUUGUUGAGUACGUCUGCGGAGGGAAAUACUAAGGGCCUGGACCCGAGUUCGCCGCCUUUGACGAAAAAACCUAGGGAGAACAGUAAUGACGUUGAUCACAAGGAGAGCUCUGUCGCUUCUUCCAUACAGAGUCCGGAGUUUUCGAGGACCAAGUUGGGUUUUAUUAACAAACCCAAAAAUGUUUUAGAUCUUAGUAUAAGUACGGUGUAUCUCUCGCCCUAUUUAGAUGUGUCCGGGACGCAGCUGACGCUACCUCAUAUGUGUGAGCUGGACCUCGCCAUGGAGGCCCACCGCGAUAACGGAAGCCUUGAAAACCCUGGAAAGGUUUUGAGCGGGAGACUCAAGGAUAAAAAAUCCCACCUCCAGACGCCACACCACCCUUCGCCGAACCUGAAGCGGCCAAAGCAGAUCCCCACACCGAAGCGGAAGGCCCCGCGGUCCAAUUCCACUCGCGCGGGCGGACCCCUCCCCACCUCUUCGGGACCCGCUUUUCACCACCCGCGGCAACUUCUCGUCCUCCCGUCGGCGCGGUUUCACCCCCACGAGUCGCCCGCCCCCCCGGUGUUCCCCAUUUCCUCAGCCCUGCCGGAGGGCCUCCCCCCCUGCGCUUCGCGGGGGUCCGUGGUGAAGAUGACCUCGCAGGAGAACCUCAGCGGAAACCGUCCGGCCCGGCGCCAGGGGCGGAAACCUCCUAUGUGA